AUGAAGAUCCAGCAGGUGGAGGUGAAGGCGGCUGAUCGUCUGGUGCAGGAGCGGGGUCUGCUGGUGACGGACCCUCAGUGGAGGCACAUCGUGAGAGAGGAGAAGAGCUUCUGUCCUCAUGAGCUGGUGCAUCUGGUCACACACCUGUGUGAGACUCUGAAGGCUGGGAAGUUAACCUGCGUGCUGGUCAUCCCUCCUGCGGUCACACCGGGCUCUGGUCAGUCUGGCAUGUUUGGAUGGGAGGAUUUUGAGAAACUGGCUCCUGUGGUGGACGCGUUUAGUCUGAUGACGUAUGAUUACUCUGGACCGGGCAGGCCGGGUCCGAGCGCUCCUCUGGCCUGGGUCAGAGAGUGUGUGCUGCAGCUGGCUCCUCACAGCGAGUGGAGACACAAGAUCCUGCUGGGAAUCAACCUGUACGGCCUGGACUUCAGCAGCUGGGCGGCAGGUGCACGCUCCAUUCACUGAAACACUCACUUAUACAAAGUACUGCUGUCAGAUGGAAUUACAUGCGCUAUUUAUUUGUUUAUGAUUUAUUUUAAAAUCUAAAAAUAUUUUGCAGUGUUAUAUAUAAUAACAAAAGAAUUAUAUAAAAUAAUUUGAUAUUUAAAAAAAAAUAUUUGCAAUAGCAAUAUUUUUACCUUUAGUAAAAAAAAACAAAAAAUUAUAUUUGUAUAUUUAAUAACCGUUAAAUGAAAUAUAAACAAAUCUGAUUUAAUUGCCCAUAUAUGGGUCAACGAUGAAAAAGCAUUUAAGCAUAAAGUGUAAUUUUACAUUUGUUAAACUUGCCACCAUCCUAGGUUUUGUCCAUUGGUCAGUAAUAGUUUUUUACUCAUUUAAAACACAAUAAAAUGUAAUAUGCUUAGUUUUUCUUUUAUAUGUUUUAAUAUGUACAAGUCAGAAUAAGCAUGUUGUUUGAUUUUUUACAUAACUAUUGUGUUACACUGAAUUACAUUAUUUAAACAAAAUUAAAAAAAUAAGUUUUUAAAAGAAUGUUAGAUAAUUAGGUUAAUUAGGGAAAGCAAAUAUCCAUUUCCAAAAGCGCCAACAUUAAAUAACAUUUCAAAAUUGAAAUUGAAAAGUUGCAAUUAUUCCAUCCAUUAGAAAAUGCUUAUAUAUAUAUAUUAUAAUUUUAUUUAUCUUUAUCUUAGGUUGUCAUUUUUAUUUUUAAACGGGUAGGGUCAGUUUGACUAUACACUGAUAAUAAAGGUUGAGGACUUAAAGGAAAAGGACUUCAAUUAUAUAUUUUGAACACCCGCUCAUAAAGAAAAUGUCCCGGUUCCCAUUUCCGAAAUCUGAUUACCGUACUGUAAAUAUUCAUGUUCAUUAUGGGAUGUUUUGAGUCUUACUCUGGCCACAAUCAGACAUAUAGGUUUAGAUGUAAUUAUAGAUGCUUUAUAUCACCAAAUGGACUG
This is a messenger RNA of Carassius gibelio (silver crucian carp), 1412 nucleotides long. Its product is annotated as chitinase domain-containing protein 1-like. Gene Ontology annotation, biological process: carbohydrate metabolic process. Gene Ontology annotation, molecular function: oligosaccharide binding. Gene Ontology annotation, cellular component: extracellular region. The record is from RefSeq and is a predicted model, not a curated record. Bases 1 to 465 code for a protein of 154 amino acids. The transcript is spliced from 6 exons. Lineage: Eukaryota; Metazoa; Chordata; Actinopteri; Cypriniformes; Cyprinidae.